This is a messenger RNA of Sceloporus undulatus (fence lizard), 5221 nucleotides long. It is a transcript of the gene BAG5, whose product is annotated as BAG cochaperone 5. Gene Ontology annotation, biological process: regulation of inclusion body assembly; negative regulation of protein ubiquitination; protein stabilization. Lineage: Eukaryota; Metazoa; Chordata; Lepidosauria; Squamata; Phrynosomatidae. The coding region runs from base 25 to 1377 and encodes 450 amino acids. The record is from RefSeq and is a predicted model, not a curated record. Gene Ontology annotation, molecular function: protein-folding chaperone binding; adenyl-nucleotide exchange factor activity. The transcript has a single exon. Gene Ontology annotation, cellular component: membrane; nucleus; cytosol.
GUUGAAACUGGAUGAAGAAAAAGAAUGGAUAUGGGUAACCAACAUCCUUCCAUCAAAAGGCUGCAAGAAAUACAGAAAGAAGUGAAAGACUUAGAAUCACAAGUAACAACUUUUAGUGGUCUGGCCAGUGACCGAGCUUAUAAGAAUCUAGAGAGGGCUUUGACUAAACAACUUUUUGAAAUAGAUUCUGUGGAUGCUGAAGGCAGGGGUGAUGUUCAACAAGCCAGAAAGAGGGCUGCCCAGGAAACAGAGAGACUGCUUAAAGAACUGGAACAGAAUGCAAACCACCCUCAAAGACUGGAGAUAGCCUCUAUAUUUAAUGAAGCACAGACAUUAGUGGAACAUGAAAUCACAGCUUUUUACAAAGGAGGCAACUGUGUGACUGAGGAAUUUGAAGAAGGUAUUCAGGAUAUCAUUUUUAGACUCACACAAGUGAAAACUGGAGGGAAAAUCUCUUUAAGGAAAGCCAGGUACCGCACUUUGACAAAAGUAUGUGCUGUUCAGGAGAUCAUAGACAGUUGUACAAAACAGCAGCCCUCCCUGCCAUUGUCCAGUGAUGCACAUCCCUCUGUCGCCAAGAUUAAUUCUGUCAUGGUUGAUGUAAACAAAGCAAAAGGCACCCUUAUUGCUGUAUUAAUGGGAGUAAAUAACAACGAGACCUGUAGACAUUUGUCCUGUGUGCUGACAGGCAUGAUUGCUGAUCUGGAUGCCUUAGAUGUAUGUGGUCGGCCAGAAAUAAGAAACUAUCGUAAAGAAGUUGUAGAAGAGAUUAACAGAUUGCAGAAAUACUUGGAUCUGGACGAAGAAGCCGAUACCACUUAUGCUUAUGACUUGGCCCAAAACAGAUGCAUUAUAAAAAUAGAAGAAAUCCGUCAGAAGAUGAAAGAAAUUAAUGCUUCCCUUUUAAAGGGUGAGAAAGCUUCAGAUUUGUACCUGAGGUCAAAGGCUGAGCUACAGGGAUUAAUUGCUCAGUUGGAUGAAGUGAGUCCUGGCAAAAAUCCAUGCAUCCGAGAAGCCAGAAGGCGAGCAGUGAUAGAAGUUCAAACCCUUAUAACGUUUAUUGACUUAAAGGAGGCACUUGUCAAACGACAAGCUUUUGUGGAACAAACAGAAGCCGAGCCUCCAUCACACAGAGCCAUUUGGCAUAUUCUUGGAAACGUGUCCGAAAUUCAGCAAGAGGUGCUGUCAUUUGAUGGGAACAGAACUGAUAAGAACUACAUGAGACUGGAGGAAAUGCUUACGAAACAACUUCUAGCACUGGAUGCUAUAGACCCUCAAGGAGACGAGCGCUCAAAAGUAGCCAGGAAACAGGCAGUGAAGCUUGCACAGAAUAUUCUGUACUACUUAGACAUGAAAACAGAUGAAUGGGAGUACUAAAAAGAGAUGUCUUGUGCUAGAUAUUGCUUUCUCCCUUGCAGUCUGUGCCAGCCAGUCUCCCACAAAUGCAAGACCAAAAGUUGUUUCAUUUACUAAUCUCUUUGAGGUUGAGUAAAUGUUGGAAUGGGAUGUGCAGCAGCUUCUUUAUUCCGCUGCAGCCUGGCAGUGAUAGCAGUCCACAUGGAAAUUAUGUUAGACAUUUUGUCACAGACCCCCCCUCCCAAAUUUUUAGAUCACAUGAUUUGUGAUGAAGAUUUGCCCAAGCCCAACAUUUGGCCAGAACACCCUGUGCAUGAUAAGAUACUGUGUAUGACAUUAAGAGAAUGCAAUCUCUCAAAGGUGUUUUCUCAAAUCAGGCAGAGUAAAACAAAUGAAGAGAAGACCUGGAACUAAUGUCUAUUAGCUAUAAACCAGUUUACAUGUUGGUGUUGUCUGAUACAGCACAGUUGCAAUCCAAAGGAUUAAAUGUAAAUUACUCAUGGCUUUUGUGUGUGUUUGGUUUAGUUUUGCUGAUCUUUCACCUAAGGUUUGACUUCAUUAUAUACAACUUGUAGUCAUUUGAGCCUAUUAUUAUAGGAUGGUGCGUAAUAACAGUGUAGAAAUCUGUUGCAGGCCAUUUACUCUGAACCCUAAUUCCAUAGGGUUGCUUCUGAGUCAGCUGUCUGCAGGGACAGUGAUUCGGAUUGGUCAUUCCAAAUGUAAUUUCCCUUAAAAACUGAGAUAACCACAGAACAAAGGAAUUCUAAACUUUAAAAGCAUAAGAUAGGUUGAAACAUAAUUACUAUGGAUCCCCCCAUUGGCCCUUUCAUAGUUGAUAAGCAAUGUUGUCAAAUUUUGUAUGUCCAAAAUAAUUUGCUUCUUGAUAGACAUUGGAUCGCAUGUCAAUUAUUUCUUUGCAUUUUUCUGAAUCCAGUGAAAAAUUGUUGCUUGCUUUGUUAAUGGAAAAUCAAGCAAGUGUUUUUAUAGCUGGGUUUGGCCUGGAAAAUCCUGGUGCUUAAUAAAAUGUCAUGCAUUACUCAUAUAUUCCCAAUCCUUUGUGUUGGUUUCUUCAGCAAUCUCUACACUUACUGAUAAGUGAUGACAGCAAGUAUAUACCUUAGAUGUGCUUAAUCUGCUUUUCUCACCCAGUUUUUAAUCUUCCAAACAAUCAGAAUAAGAAACUCUUCAGAGUGUUUCUAUUUUAAAUAUGGAAGGGCUGUCUGUUAGGUGACAUGAAUUGGCUGCAUGUAAAAAGGCCUCUUUCCCUCUUUUAUAGUAGAGACUGAGAAGUUAAUAACUAUGCCUAAAUACUCUGAGCUUCAAAUCAGUUUAGGUUUGUUCUUCCCCUUUCCUUGUUGAUUCAGGAAGAUAGAAACCAUCGUCAAUUAUAGUUUUUCAGCCGCAUUGAUAGUAGCAUGCAGAAAUCUCUAGUAGAAAGUAAAACAAAUAAUAAAAAUCAAACUGGCAUUUUCCACACAGCUUUUAUAAUCAAAGUUACUGCCUUGUAGAGGGUUUGUUCUCUGAGAUGUCUUUAUAAUUGUAUCAGUUCAAUUUUCUCCCUAUAAGUGGGGUUUGAAUUGAAGUUAAGAAGAAGUCAGAUUGGAAACAAGUGCCUUUGUAAGUGACACUUGAAUAGCACCUUACAGCUUUGACUGUUUCUAGUUGGCUAUAUGGUGCUUCCCAGUGAAGUGUCUUCUGUAGCACCCGGAUCAUUUUGUCUUGUAAGCUAUAACAUGGAUUUCAAAUACUGCCAUAUUGUCAGGAACCUAUCCUCAGCAUAUUACAGACAACAGAGGUCUAGAUGAUUGAGUUUAAGGCCUAUUCAGGAUGCUGAGGUUGGGAUUUACUUGACUCUGGACCCAGUGACUCACUAUGUGGCCCUGCCCCGGUGGCAUUUAUCUCUUUGUGCUUCCCGUUUACUGUUUAGAAGGAGUUAUAGUGGCUCUUACUGCACUCGAAGUAAAUGUUCACUUUUUGGUUAAAGGUAUUUGCUUGGCAAAUUCUUUGUCAAGAAAAAAUGUGGUUUUAGUUCCUAUGUGUGUUAAAUCGAUCCCUGUACUAAACAACAUACCUUUAAUCUCUUUAUUUUGCUCUUUCCUGAAAGUUUGAAAAUAUUAUUUCUAUCUGCUUGUUUUCCAAUUUGUGUCCUCAGUGAAUUGGAUAGUAUCUAUCAUUAAAACAUCUUACAUUCAGUAGGCUGUCUUUAUUUAGUCCUAAGGGCUUUAAUUCAAAAGUCUGUGUGCAUGCAUGUAGAGCUCCCAUAUGUCCUGAAUUUCCUGGUUUAAUUUUCAAGAUAACUUUCCAUGUUAUGUGUUUUCCAACUCCCUUUUUGCUUAUCUUUUAACCCUAAAUUCAGAUUCAGUUAAAAAGCCAUUGGUUUUUUUUUACAAGUUCCAUACACAUUUUGGAGCUUUUAUUAUAGCUAAGGAGUUCCUGGAUCAGACUGCAGAUCUAAUGUAUAAUUUGUGAGAUGAAAUUAAACAAACUAAGGUUGUAUUUAAUUCUGUCCCCAUCGGUCUCAGAAAGCUUUCUGAUCCACUGCUGGCUUCUAUGAAUGGAAAACAGAGGAAGUGAUUUUCACAUCGUUUCCUUUUUAGUCUAUAGCCCCCUGCACUCCAUAAAAUCUGCUCUAGAGCAUUGUGGGGCCAUUUGGAAUAGCAGAGGGCUGUAGGAUAAAAAAGAAAUUUACAAAAAUUCCUGCCCUCUAUUUAAGCGAAUAACCCUUUGUGAAUACAGGGACAUAACUAGAUACAAACCCAUGCUAUUAACAUUCAGUAAUAGAUUCAUAUGUUUAAGUCCUAACUGGUGCUCUGUCAGGACUGUCCCCUCAGCAGAAGUCUGCUCAAGUGAUGCUUCUUCUGAUGGAAAAGUGAAAAGAUUGUAAGAUCCAAGCCAUUGUACUUACUGUAUCUUUCCGUACUUGUUUAAACACUCAUAUUUUACAUGUUUUGUGGAUACUGCUACUUCUAGAGUUAUAAAUGCAAUCUGCCUUUCUUUGGAGACAAUUUUGAAAGCUGCAAAUAUAAUGGGUUAAUACAUAGAAAGGUGUAAUAAAGAUUAGUUAUUGCAACUUAUUAUAAGGUUAAAAUCCCAGUUUGUCUUUUUUAAAAAAGCUCUUGAAUGCAGUGCUUAUUACUGUGGCGAGAUCUCUGGUACAGCUCUAUAAAUGAGUAUGCAUAUAUUAUUUUUGCAUGAAUAACAAUAGUGAAUUAAAUAAGCUAAACCAAAAAGAGUCUGGUAUGUGGGUUGUUAGAGAUUGUUGUUUUGUUUAUUUCAGAAUGUACCUUUUGUAUUUAAUAUGCAAGCAGGCUAUGAAAAAAUGCUUAUUUCCAUUUCAAUGGGAUAAAAAUGUUUUAUGCUGUUGAGUUACACAGUAUAGGACCAGAAAAGAGUGCAUUUUGUUAAUUUAAAGACGUUUCUGUGUGCAGUGACAUUAUAGCACAAGUAACAAAUGGAUGUAAUUUUGCUGAACCUUUAAGCAUCAUGCUGUUCUAUAGUUUUCUGGAUUAUGAUUGUAUUGCUUUAAGAGCAGGGUUGACCUGGUCAGUCUUGUUCUGAUAUCUUUACCAGCAACAAUGAUAGAACUAUCUUUCCUUUGAUCUGUUUGAAUUUAAUUGUCUUUUACUGUGAUCGGCAAACUUGAAAGAAUUCCCUGGCACUUAAGCUUCCUUCAAGUGCAAUAACUGAAAUUGGUAUGAAUUGUAUUGUUCUUCCUCUUUACUUCCCCCCAAUAUUUGACAGUAUGUUAAACUAUGUAUGGAACUUGGUUUUCAUCAUAUAUGUAUCUAUUUAUUUUUAUGUCUAGUGUUGCUUGAUGUGUACAGAUUCACAAGUAAAAUAUUCUUAAUAAAGCAUUUUGAUGCUU